GAGUAACGGUCGCUUCCCGCCCGUCCCGAUCACUACCCAGCGACGGGGAGGUGUACCGUACUUCCCCCCCCCCCCCCACACACAUACUGUACCGUACUUACCAUGGGGUACCAUCGUAUUGAUCCACCACAAUGAUAUUCACGUAAAAAAAAAAGAAAGCCUGUGUAUACACUUGUUCAAUACACAGGAACUGUUCAAAGCCUGUAGUGUGGUAGUUGGGUCAUCCUGUGUUUGCAACAAUGAAGUGGUACUGUAGUUAACGAAACGGUGAGAUGCUACUCAACAGAUUUGAUUUCAGUCUCGACAUGAUAAUAAAUUAAAGUUUGAAACUGAUGAUUUACAACAUUUCUUAUUUCUCGGGCCAUAAUUUAGACUCACAGAAGUGUUCAUAAAUCCUGUACAGUCUUGAGAACGGAGCAAAGAAACACAGCCAAGAAGCGAACUCCCCGCAAGUUGUAACUCGAAAACAUUCUCGUUAAAAGCUGCAGAGAGAGAGAGAGAGAGAGAGAACUCACAAGAUGAACCACAACGACCAAUCCACGUCUAACGAGGCACCUUGACUGGUGUCGUCGGAUCAUGUGGUGCCCGACCAACAUGCCCCUCACUCCCACAUAUCAUGUGAUCGAGUGUAAACAGAAAAUAGCACAGAGGACUACACCCAUCUCUCUUAAAUAGAAAGGAGCGGAGGCGACGAUGGCCGGAGCAGCGUGUGAGGCAGACACCAGCAGGCGGGGGGCGGAGAGUGAGAGAGUGAGCUGCUCACCACGCUGAAUGGACGCACCAUCACCGCUGCCCAUGACCCAGCUCUGGCUCGACCCCACACACCACAGCGUCACGGAGACUGCUGCCGCCGCCGGCCUCACCACCUCUGCUGAGAUCGACGUGGGCAGAGAUGAGAAUGGCGGCGUGCUGGCCGACGGUGGCGGCGAGGGCACCAUGUGGGAGGACGUGACGGUGUUGGUGAUCAAGACCACACUGAUGGUCAGCAUCAUACUAGUGUCGGUGAUGGGCAACGUGCUGGUGAUCAUCAGUAUAGGCAUCAACCGCAAACUGCAGCUGCUCACCAACUACUUCCUCGUGUCCCUGGCCAUGGCCGACAUGUUGGUGGCCUCGUGCGCCAUGACCUUCAAUGCCUCCGUCGAGAUCUCGGGCAAGUGGCUGUUCGGAUACACCAUGUGCGAUGUCUGGAAUUCGUUCGAUGUGUAUUUUUCAACCGUGUCUAUAUUACAUCUGUGCUGUAUAAGUGUGGACAGAUACUACGCCAUAGUUAAGCCGUUAGAGUACCCGCUCUACAUGACCAAGAGUACGGUACUAUUAAUGUUAGCCAACGUGUGGCUGGCCCCGACACUCAUCUCCUUCCUGCCUAUCUUCCUGGGCUGGUACACCACCAAGGAUCACCUCGAGAGUCGCAAGGAGAAGCCAGAUAUCUGCACCUUCGAAGUCAACAAGGUGUAUGCUAUCAUAUCUUCCGCUAUCUCCUUCUGGAUACCGUGCACGGUGAUGCUGGUCUUGUACUCCCGCAUCCUGCAGGAGGCCAGGAAGCAGGAGGCGGCGAUCCUCAGCCGCACAAACAGCACCUGCACUAUCAAUAACAUCCAGCGCAACUCUGCUUCGUCCACUGCUCAACAGCUUUUAGCGGCGUUUCGAUCUUCCAAUACAACUAUAUUGAAAAAAUAUAAAACCAAACAGAAGUUUCAGCAAGAUUUCCAGUUAGGUCCACUUCCCCGGAUCUCUCGCUCGGACCUCAGUACUGACCAGGGGCCGGUGGCCGUCUGCAGGUCCGGCAGCGUGUGUGGCAGAACCCCGUGUACAUACAGUAGAAAAAUAAAUAGUAACUUUGUGAACGAUUCGGGCCAAUUAGGGCUGCCGAACGAGCACUCGGGCUCGCUGGAAGUCAGCCCGCGUACAAUAAGCCCAGAUUUAUCUUAUAACGAGGAAUCGGACGAGAGAAUAGACAUUAGUCCCUGUGGGAAGCCUCCGUUGUCGCGCAGUAGUUCCAUCAACGGGCACACGGGGCGCGGCCUGCCCGUCAGGGUCAUCAGCCCCGUGCCCUUCGGCAGGCGAGAGUCCAGCACUCGUAAUUCUGGCGCCGGUGCGGGAGGAAGCCAGCACAACGGCAGUCAUCCCAUGAUGCGGCGGGAGCACAAGGCGGCCAGGACGCUGGGGAUCAUCAUGGGGGCGUUCAUCUUGUGCUGGCUGCCGUUCUUCAUCUGGUACGUGACGGUGACGAUCUGUGACGGCCACUGCCCGUGUCCGCAGGCCGUCGUCACCACUCUCUUCUGGAUCGGCUACUUCAACUCCACACUCAACCCUUUCAUCUAUGCCUACUUCAGGACGGACUUUCGGGAUGCCUUCAAGAAGACACUUCGGCAGUUGAAGUGCUGUGCGCGGGAGGAGGACCUGCUGGGAUCCUUCGUUUGACCCCAGCAGGUUACCCCAGUCAACAGCUCCUUUGGGCUUUCAUUUAACAUAGAGAUUUCUGUAUAUAAUUCACCUCGGGUUGGAAUAAUUCCAUUAAAUUAUUAUUUUUGAUCCA
Procambarus clarkii (red swamp crayfish) is the source of this 2536-nucleotide messenger RNA. RefSeq names its product octopamine receptor beta-2R. Gene Ontology annotation, biological process: adenylate cyclase-activating adrenergic receptor signaling pathway. Lineage: Eukaryota; Metazoa; Arthropoda; Malacostraca; Decapoda; Cambaridae. The record is from RefSeq and is a predicted model, not a curated record. Gene Ontology annotation, molecular function: octopamine receptor activity. Gene Ontology annotation, cellular component: plasma membrane.